Messenger RNA from Uranotaenia lowii, 2570 nucleotides. RefSeq names its product integrin beta-nu (gene Itgbn). Gene Ontology annotation, cellular component: focal adhesion; cell surface; integrin complex. Gene Ontology annotation, molecular function: integrin binding. The record is from RefSeq and is a predicted model, not a curated record. Gene Ontology annotation, biological process: integrin-mediated signaling pathway; cell migration; cell-matrix adhesion. The transcript has 7 exons. The coding region runs from base 108 to 2480 and encodes 790 amino acids. NCBI's taxonomy places the organism in Eukaryota, Metazoa, Arthropoda, Insecta, Diptera, Culicidae.
ACGAUUCGCUGAUCCAGUUUCGAUUUAGAUUUGAUUUGUAGCAGUCGAUGCAGAGACUGACUGAGUCGGAAAUGUGAAUAAUCGCUUUCAAUACCAUCAUUUUCAAAAUGUAUCUCAUAGUGUUACUCGUUUUUUAUUUUUCACAUCACGCCCAAGUCCAAAGCCUGUCGGAAUGCUUUUUCCAAAAAACAUGCGUUCAAUGUUUGGAUGCCAACUUUGACUGCGCGUGGUGUACGGAUGAGAACUACGGAAUGUUUAAGUCCCGCUGCCUGACGGUGGAGCAACUGAAGGCUUCGAACUGUUCCGCGUCGAAAAUUGAAACCAACGCGAACUUCAGCAACCUCCGCAUUGUCGAAGACAAACCGCUACGAGAUUUCGAUACCGACAAACUCGAGGCCAUCCAGAUCGGUCCCCAGAGGGUGCAGAUAAAGCUUGGCAAACUCGAAGCACAUAAGUUCAACUUCACAUAUAGACCGGCCAGGAACUACCCCCUGGAUUUGUACUAUCUGAUGGACCUGACCUGGUCGAUGAGAGACGAUCGUGAUACGCUGAUCAACAUGGGAGACAAGUUGGCCAAAGCUUUGGCUAAUCUGACGGAAAACUAUCGGCUAGGGUUCGGGAGCUUCAUUGACAAACCCAUUAUGCCGUUCAUUCAAACUGAACCCCAUAGGGUGGAGAAUCCCUGUAGUACGGAACACGAUGUCUGCGGACCUACCUACGGGUUCCGACAUCGUUUGGAAAUAACACAGAAUAUUGAUAAAUUCAUCGAGAGGCUGAAGACGAGUAGCGUGUCCGCCAAUCUGGACAAUUUGGAAGGUGGUCUGGAUGCGUUGAUGCAGGUUCUGGUAUGCAAAGAACGUAUCGGAUGGGGUGAAAACACGAGGAAAAUUGUGAUCUUGGCAACCAACGGGUUCAUGCAUAUGGCUGGCGAUGGACUGUUGGCCGGAAUCACCGAGCGGAAUGAUAAAACAUGCCAUCUUUCUGAAACUGGUGAAUACACCGGAACGCUACUCUACGAUUAUCCGUCGCUGGAGGAGAUUUAUAGAGUUCUGAUGAAGUCUAAAAUAGCAGUUAUUUUCGCCGUCACGGAAGAACUUCAAGAUUAUUAUAAAUCGUUGCAGGGGUUGAUAGAGGAUUUUGCCAGCGUAGGAUUGCUUCAGGAUGAUUCGUCCAAUAUAUUGCAGUUAGUUGACACAGGGUACAAGAACUUCGUACGUCGGGUAGAGUUUAUCCAUGAUGCUCCAAGUUUUUUGGACAUAACAAUGCGCACGACAUGCGGAGGAAUCUACCAAAGCAUGCAGCACACUGACGAGUGUGAUAAUAUUGAAAUUGGCAAAGAAUAUAUUUUUGAAGUGGAAAUACGUUUAAAAGACUAUCCACCCGAACAAAUGUCGAAUCUAACCGUUAGGAUUGAGGAGGUUCUGCUUAGUAAUGAAGCUGUUGAGCUUGAAAUCGACAUUCGAUCUACCUGCCAAUGCGAACGGGAAGAGGAUUCAUCCAAGGACAGUGAGUAUUGCAGAGGCAACGGAGAUUAUCAAUGUGGGAUGUGCAACUGCAACGCUGGAUGGAUUGGUAAAACGUGUGAGUGUGAUUUGAAAAACUUCGAUAGCAACGACGAUCUGCUCAACCAGUGUAGGGGAGAGACGGAGUACGACGAGCCGGGACCGAUCUGCUCCGAUCGGGGCGAAUGCCAAUGUGGACUGUGUCUAUGCAAUCCUGGAUUCACUGGAGAGCACUGCGAGUGCACUGAAUGUAUACCAUUAUUCGGCCUGAUCUGUAGCGGUCACGGGGACUGUGAUUGUGGAGCGUGCCGCUGUCACGAGGGUUGGGACGGCGACGACUGUGAGUGCACAACCGAUCAAACCGGAUGUCGAGCCCCGCACAAAAAGGAGGAAAUCUGUUCCGGCCGGGGAGACUGUGAGUGUGGCGAGUGUCGCUGCAAUGGGUCCUAUUUUGGACCUUACUGCGAGGUGGAACCUGGAGCAGAAUCGGAACUUUGUUCCUAUUACGAGGACUGCGCCCGGUAUUCCGUUUACCAGCAGUUGGGCAAGGAGUUUGCGGUUAUGGGCGAAGAUUGUAAACGGAAGUUGGGUCUCUACAGUGCAGAGUUUUUCGACAUGAUAGAUGAAACUCUCAACUGCACUGUUCGAAUCACAAACGACGAUCUAACAUGUGACUUCAAAUACACUUACGGCUUCUUGGAUGACAAGCAAACGAUCUUGAAGAUACUCAAACAAAGUUGCACCCAGAUAAACGUUGCAGCGUCGUUUGCUUGGAUAGCGGCAGCCACUGUGGUAGUGGGACUAACUGGAGUUCUAUUAUAUAGAGGGUGCAUUGGUUACAAAGAUAAUCUAGCAUACAAAAAGUUUGAAGAGGAACAGAAUAAGCAAACUUCUUAUCACAUGGAGAGCCCACUGUACAAGUCACCGAUUUCUAAAUUUUCCGUUCCCAAAGAAAUGGCCGAAAGCGAAUUCAAGUGAUCGAGUGGAAGAGAUAGAGAGAGCUAGGGCGAAAACGCCUGACAGUAGGCAAUCGCUAUAAGUAUGGCUUACAGUCGUUCUUCUGAUUGA